UGAGACAACAACUUUCCAGCCCCCGCAGAGGUCAGUGUGUCGUCAUGGCUGAGCGCACUGCCCACAUGUGUGCCGUGUGGACAGCUGAGCCGCGGCGUCCUCUGUCAGCGACACACUUUAGAGGACAGGCUCUCCUCCUUUCAACCACUUUAUUGUUUAUUUUUUGCCGAUCAGGCUUUAAUUUAUAAAGGAUUUCCAAAGGCGACAGGAAGACACCUUCUCUCCAGAUGGAGCAUCCAGCCAAUCCGGGAGACAGCCCGGUGGAGUUGGAGUUAACGGUGGAGAAUGUGGAGUCGGCUCUCUACCAGCUGUACUUCGACCCGGACAUGGAGCGUAAGAAUGUGGCCCAGAAGUGGCUGACCCAGGCUCAGGCCUCGGCACAGGCCUGGCAGUUCUGCUGGGCCCUGCUGGCCCCUGACAAGCUCCCAGAGGUUCAGUUUUUUGGCGCUAGCACCCUCCACACCAAGAUCUCCCGUCACUGGAGCGACCUCCCCUCAGACCAGCACGACAGCCUGAGGAUGCAGCUCCUCUCCCACAUCCUGCUCUUCUCCUCCGGACCCAAAAUGGUGCUAACCAGGCUGUGUGUGGCCCUGGCCUCCAUGGCUCUUAACUUAAUCCCACAGGCUUGGUCCCAGCCAGUGGCGGACAUGGUGAGGGCCUUUCAGCCACAGAAGCCUGAUUCUGAGGGCAGCUCGGGCUCAGAGGCCACCCAGGACCCUCAGGCACACUGCCUCGCUCUGCUGGAGCUCCUCACCGUUCUUCCAGAGGAGUUCCAGAGCCGCCGGCUGGCUCAGGCUCGUCGUGCCCAGCUGAGAGAGGCCCUGGCUGGGGAGUGGGCAGUGGUGUGUCCCUUGCUGCGUCAGCUUCUCCAGAGUCAAGACUCCUCGAACCAGGUGAAGGAAAAGGUGCUGCGCUGCCUGUCCAGCUGGACGGGGCUGGACGUGACGUUAGGGGACAGUCAUGAGCUGGUCCAGGACUGUUUCACUGCGCUGUCCAACCCCGAGCUGUUCGACACCGCUGUGGAGACCAUCGUCACUGCCAUCUCACAGCCCGACAGCCAGAGGUACACUGAUGCUCUGGUGACCCUGAUGCCUCUGGUGCUCGGCCUCCAUGACCAGCUGAAGACAGCGGCGAGGGACGGGGACAUGGAGACCUCACAUGGUAUCUGUCGUAUCGCUGUUGCUAUGGGGGAAACACACUCCAGGGUUUUGUUGGAACAGGUGGAGCACUGGCAGGAGUAUCUGGCUCUGGUGAACAUGAUUCUGUUCUGCACCGGCAUCCCGGGGUACUACCCGGUCAGUGAGACCACCAGCUCCCUGACGCUCACCUUCUGGUACACUCUGCAGGAUGACAUCUUGUCAUUUGAUGAGGAGAAGCAGGCAGUUUACCUGCAGGUCUACAGGCCAGUUUACUUCCAACUGGUGGAUGUGCUGCUACAUAAAUCCCACUAUCCCUCCCAGGAGGAGUACGCCUCCUGGUCCUCUGACGACAAGGAGCAGUUCAGAAUUUACAGAGUUGACAUUUCCGACACCUUGAUGUAUGUGUAUGAAAUGCUGGGGGCGGAGCUGCUCAGUAACCUUUACGACAGGCUGGGCAGACAACUGAUGGACCCCCAACUGUCAGCAGUGUGGCAGGACACAGAGGCCCUGUUAUUUGGCUUCCAGUCCAUCGCUGAGACGAUAGACGUGAACUACUCAGACGUUAUCCCGGGUCUCAUUGGUCUCAUCCCCAGGAUCAACAUCAGCAAUGUAAUGCUGGCUGACACCGUCAUGUACACCAUAGGAUCCCUGGCUGAGUGGCUGGCAGAUCACCCCGUGAUGUUGGGUGGCAUAUUACCCAUGGUGCUUCAGGGCCUUGUGAAGCCAGAGCUGUCUGUGUCCAGUGUGUCCACUCUGAAGAGGAUCUGCAGGGAGUGCAGACAUGACCUCAGCCCCUACGCUCAGGACGUCCUGACCGUCUCACAGGAUGUACUCGUAAAAGAAAUCCAUAAGAGCAGCCAGUGCAUGUGGUUGAUGCAGGCUCUGGGUUUCCUCCUGUCCGCCCUGCCUGUAGACGAGAUUCUGGGCAGACUUCACUCUCUCAUUACCCCUCACGUCCAGCGGCUGGACACACUGGCCCAGCAGGAGCCGGACCCCACUAACAAACAGGCUAUAGUCCACAUCCUGGGGAUGCUGUCAAGCCUCUUCACCACUCUGGACAUCAGACACUCAGACAGCUCAGAGUCCGCCUCCAGCCAGAGACCCUCCGCCCCUCUGAGCACCCCCAACCCAGUAGUUGUUGUUCUGCAGCAAGUGUUCACAUUGAUCCAAACCAUCCUCAGCAAGUGGCUCGAUGACUCAGAGGUAGUAGAGGCAGUGUGUGGGGUCUUCGAUAAGUCGGUCCGAACUCUCCUACAUGAUUUUGGGCCGAUGGUGGCUCAUCUGAGCGAGAUGCUGGGGCAGAUCUACAGCGCCUACCCACAAUCCUCAGCUCUGGACCUUGCCCGGCAGAUGGUUCACAUAUUCUCCGGAGAGGAACAACACGUCUGUACCAUCAGGAGCCUCAUCGAGGUGUUGACAUCUGUGACACUUCAUUUAUUUCAGCAAGGUCCACGGAAUCAUCCUGAUAUCGCAGAAUCAUUUAUGCACCUUCACGCUCAGAUUCUUAAGAGGAAGCCUGAACUCUACCUGUCUGAGCAGCUCGAUGUUAAAGGGCUGUUUUACUGCGGGAUUCUAACACUUAAGUUUCCAGAGACACCCACAGUAAAAGCUGCUGCUCAAUUCUUUACGGAGCUGUUGCCUCGCUGUAAGGACAUGCCCUCCCUCGGGGAAGUGUUGCAGAGGGACGGAAAGCUUCUGACCGAGACCAUACUCCAGGCGGUAGGAGGCGAGUCCUCCCGCAGUCUGACGGAGCAUUUCUCAGAGGUGUUGUUGAGUCUGAACAGACACUGCCCGGCUCUGCUGGCUCAGUGGCUGAAGGAAACUCUACAGAGCCCAGGGUUCCCCUCUGCACACGUCUCCUCAGAGCAGAAGCACAGCUUCAGCCAGCAGCUACUGAGGGAGCAGACCAACAAGCGACGCGUUAAGGAGAUCGUGAAGGAGUUUUCUCUCCUCUGUCGGGGUCUGCAGGGGGCCGGAUAAUCCCAUAAAUAGACUGAGCUCGGAGCACUGCGCUCGGG
This is a messenger RNA of Trematomus bernacchii (emerald rockcod), 3157 nucleotides long. RefSeq names its product importin-13-like. The record is from RefSeq and is a predicted model, not a curated record. Lineage: Eukaryota; Metazoa; Chordata; Actinopteri; Perciformes; Nototheniidae. Gene Ontology annotation, biological process: protein import into nucleus. Gene Ontology annotation, molecular function: small GTPase binding. Bases 228 to 3119 code for a protein of 963 amino acids. The transcript is spliced from 21 exons. Gene Ontology annotation, cellular component: nuclear membrane; cytoplasm.